Oryzias melastigma (Indian medaka) is the source of this 8548-nucleotide messenger RNA. Its product is annotated as gamma-aminobutyric acid receptor subunit gamma-3. Gene Ontology annotation, cellular component: dendrite membrane; postsynapse; GABA-A receptor complex. The transcript has 11 exons. Bases 521 to 1867 code for a protein of 448 amino acids. Gene Ontology annotation, biological process: monoatomic ion transmembrane transport; gamma-aminobutyric acid signaling pathway; chloride transport. The record is from RefSeq and is a predicted model, not a curated record. Lineage: Eukaryota; Metazoa; Chordata; Actinopteri; Beloniformes; Adrianichthyidae. Gene Ontology annotation, molecular function: GABA-gated chloride ion channel activity; transmitter-gated monoatomic ion channel activity involved in regulation of postsynaptic membrane potential; GABA-A receptor activity.
AUUUAUUAUAAGUUCGGCCUGAGGUUGUUCCCUUCUUCCACCACCAGGGGGCGGCAGAGCUCCUAAACUCGCUCGGUGAGAUGAGUUCUGAACCGCCGAAUCAAACUAAAUUCUGAACUUUCGGGGCUGGACGCCAGUCAUGCGCAGAAGCCUUCGGAUCCAAACGGCGGAGAAUCAAAGUUUGGGGCGGAAGCUUUGAAGCCAAACAGCGGAUUCCAGUUCUCCUCCGCCGGACUCCUCACUGAUUGAUCGUCGGGAGCCUCCCGGAGGAAGCCCUCCUGCGUGGAGCGCGGGAGGGGGGGGUUGGUGUGUGUGGAACGAGGAGAGAAGGAGCAAGGCAGACCGCUCCGUGUUUGUGCGGGUCGCACAUGACGCGCGGGGAGAAGGCGCGUGGGCGGAUGAGGAAGUUCAGAUUGAUGGCUCUACUGUAAACGGCGCUCGCACGCGGCAAAGGGCGCGCGCGCAGGCUCUCUGUCCAGAAGUUUCCUGUGUGGAGCUGAGGUGGUCCGCGCGCGGGAAAAUGACAAUCAAGCUAGUGGUCACACUGCUCCUCGCGCUCGGUGCUCGUUGUGAUUUAUUGGAAUAUGGCGACGACGAGGAAGACCUCCACGACUCCACCGUCAGUCAGAUGCUGGCGCCCAGGUCGCACCAGGAGGACGCCACUAUGAUCCUCAACAACCUGCUGAGGGAGUACGACAAGACUCUGCGGCCAGACAUAGGAGAGAAACCGACCGUCAUCAACGUGGGCAUUUAUGUCAACAGCAUCGGGCCCGUGUCGUCCAUCGACAUGGAAUACCAGAUCGAUAUCAUCUUCGCACAGACCUGGGUGGACACACGCCUGCGGUACAAUAGCAGCAGCAUGCGGAUUCUAACCCUCAACAGCAAUAUGGUCGGCCUGAUCUGGCUGCCAGACACGAUAUUUAGGAAUUCCAAGAAUGCUGAUUCUCACUGGAUUACGACACCCAAUCAGCUGCUUCGCAUCUGGAACAAUGGGAAAAUACUUUACACGCUGAGGAUGACCAUCAACGCCGAAUGCCAGCUGCAGCUCCAUAAUUUCCCUAUGGAUGAACACUCCUGUCCUCUGGUCUUCUCCAGCUACGGGUACCCACGGGACGAGAUUAUCUACAAGUGGAAGAGAAACUCUGUGGAAACUUCGGACCAGAAAUACUGGAGACUGUAUCAGUUUGACUUCAUGGGGCUGAGAAACACAACCGACGUGCUCACAACCACAGCCGGAGACUAUGUGUUGAUGACGGUUUACUUUGACCUGAGCCGGAGGAUGGGUUACUUCACCAUCCAGACCUACAUCCCCUGUAUCCUGACUGUGGUUCUGUCCUGGGUGUCCUUCUGGAUCAAGAGUGAUGCCACACCAGCAAGAACAGCGCUAGGUAUCACCACAGUGCUGACCAUGACCACCCUGAGCACCGUGGCCAGGAACUCCCUCCCCAGGGUGUCCUACGUGACAGCCAUGGACCUGUUCGUCACCGUCUGCUUCCUGUUCGUCUUUGCCGCCAUGAUCGAGUACGCCAUGCUCAACUACUAUUCCUACAUUAUACGCAGACCCCCUCCUAGGAUGCAGAGAAUGGCCUACUCGUCGUUCCACACAGCCCGCAGUCCACGACCCAUGAUACCCAUGGGCAACUCCCUGUUCUGGCACGACUACGACGACAGCUGCCUGUACGAGUGCCUGGACGGGAAAGACUGCAAGAGCUUCUUCUGCUGUUACGAGGAGUGUAAAGAAGGCGGCUGGAGACGAGGACGAAUCCACGUCAACAUCCGCGAGCUGGAUUCUUACUCCCGGGUUUUCUUUCCCACGUCCUUCUUGCUCUUUAAUAUCGUCUACUGGGUCAGCUACCUCUACCUCUAGUCCGUUGGGGCUGUUAUGUGAUCGGUGGAAACAGCUCCUGCCAUUUUGCACUGCGGCUAGCGAUUUGAGGUGGAAGCGGAAACGAAUCGGAUCUGUGGGACUUUUUUGGGGAAGAACCCCACUAGUGGAGUGAUGAGACCACAACACUUUUGAGUUGCACUUUACAGCGUGUGGAUCGCUCGGCGGCGGGAUGACGAGUCGCCCCCCCCCUUGAAUCUCGGACACUGCAACUGGGGGGGCGGGGUUGCGAAGCUGAACCUUUGGCCAUUGAGACAGCAAAGCACCCAUAGUGCCUUCUUUAGAAAGGGUGCGGCACCAACAGACGCAGCUUCAGAGUUCCCUCCAUUAUAUCUUUAUUACCUCAUCCAUCGCAAGCCGCAUGUUGAGCUGAUCACUCCGUGACUAACCGAGCCCGGAUCACAGUUUAAACUGGGGACGUUCAAAACUCUACAUUUUUGUAGCACAUUAGUUUUAGUUGUUCCCUUUUAUUUAUAUUUCUUUACAAGCUAGUAAUGUUUUCUUGUUAUUCUGCUAAGAAUUAGUUGUGCUUUCCAGUCGCACAGGCAUUGGUUGUUAGUUGUUUAUUAUGGGUUAGAGUCGAAGCCAGUGGUUGUCUGGUAUAAACUUGUUUAUUGAGUCAGUGAGCUUUUCCUUCAUGAUGUUUUUUGAUCAAGUUUUCACAAAACAGCAAAAGGGGUCCGGGCGUUUAGAAGAUUACGAUCCAACACAACUGAAUCACAACUGCAUGAAUCCACCAAGCCUAACAGUAAUGAUGCUAAUCUCCUCCCCCAGUCCUAUUAUUAUGUAUGUUUCAGUACAUGAUUAAAGACCAGAACAGAUUAGAUCGUAGGGUAGUGCUGGUUUCUCCCUGAAAACAAAUAUAAAUAUUUAGUUUAAUAAGCUUUUAUCCUUUUUAUACAGAUUUUAAACUUUUAGAAAUUAUCUGUAGAUUACCCAAACUUAAAUUAAAAAAGUUUGACACAACCCUAAAUGAUUUCCAGAGACUUUAUUCAUCUCAGCCCACGCUUCGUUUUCUCUCCCCCUUUGUAAUUAUUUUUAAUGUGCAUUUCUGCAUUCAUAAAGAACCGUUUGAGUUUGGAAAAUAAGGAUGUUAAUUGGAAAGCUGAGGAAAAGAAUAUAAAAACAAACAGUUUUUACAUCUUUAGCGGUGUUCAUGUUUUAAAAUCUAAUUUUUACAAAAAAAAACAAGAAUUAAAGAAUCUAAAACUUGAAAACAACUAGAAAAGUUACAGAAAUUUAGUGCAACAAGAAGAAAAGCCACCCACUUAAAUUGCAGAAAUGAUGAAGAGCCUUGGACACAUUGUCUAGAUCAGGAGUCUGCAACCUUGAACACUAAAAGAGACAUUUGGGUCAGUUUCUUGACCAAACCCGAGCGAGAGCCGCAAAAUUCUACUUCAAUGUUCAGAAAAAACACACUUUUGUGACCAUUUAGACAUUAAUUUAUGAAAUCUUACAUUUAAAUAUGCAACAACUGAAUUAAAACAGUUGUUUUUCUGUUUAAUUUAACUUUUCAUUUUGACAACACUACAUACCUGUUCUUUUCAGAAUAAAAGACCAAAUGAAAUCCUUCAACUGCAUCAGAUUUACUUAAGGUAAAAACUGAUGUAUCUUCAUCAUUUUACUAUCACAUCUCAACAUGACAAUACUUGUUGGUUUAAUCCUAUACGUGAACUUGUCUCCGGCUAGCAACUAAACAGUUGUGCAACAGAAGAUCAGAACGCACUUUAAAUUUAUUCUAAUAAAGACAAAAAAAUACACUUUUAAUAUCAGUUUUCUGCAUUUUGGAGGGGUGGUACAGCACACAAGGCCUCUUGAUGUAUUGUAAUGUCUACAGUUGUACGAAAAAUGUUACUUUAUAAAUUUAAGACCACCUCACUUGAAAAAUCUAAUGAAUAAACCCAUUUAUACAAAUUGUUAGCAUUUUUCUUUAAAGGUAAAGAGCCACAAUGGAGGGAUAAAUAUGGCUCCGGAGCCUCAGGAUGCAGACUCCUGAUCUUGACCUUGAGUGUCACAUUACGUGCUUUUAUAUUCUUCUUUUACCUUAAGGGAUCGCCACAAUGAAUCCAACACAUUCUCAUCCCCAACUCGUCACAUAUUAACAUUUGGCUAAUGCCCCCUACGGGUCACUUUUUUACGUUUUAGGUGUCCCCAAGUCAUCAUUUUUUGAAAUGCUGACUGUACGUAAAAAUCAAGGGUUCAGAACCUUUGGGACGCUGUACCGGAUGUAGUACCGUCCUCGGGACACGUCCAGAAGCGGUACCCUAACCCAGUACCUAACCUUAACCCCUGAGUACUGGUUCAGUAUUGGUUCACACCCGGUACCACGUCUGGUCCGGUGUCUCGUUAGGGUACCAGUACUAGGUACUGGUUCUGGUUCGGAAGUUGGGGACCUGUGAUUUAAUGGGAACAGCCAGUUCGUCGAAAAAUAAUGAGUUGGGGACACCCAAUACUUCAAAAAGUAACCGAAUGUCAAUAUGUGACGACUUGGGAGUGAGAAUGUUUUGGUGAAUCAUAUGCCUCCAUCUAAGCUCACAUAACCACCUUUAUCUCCUGCGAUGUCCUUUCACCAACACCGUGUGUUCCUCCUCUCAAUGUGUCCAAACCAUCUCAACCUGCUUCCCUACGUUUAUCUCCAAAACAUCUGUUCUAUGAUGGAUUCAUCCCUGAUCCUAUCCAUCCUGGUAACUCCCAAAGAGAACCUCAACAUCUUUAUCUCUGAUACCUCUUGUCUCUCUCAUAGUCUCUAAACCAAUAACAUAGCAGCUCUGACCACAGUCACACCACUGUCUUCCAGCUUGUCCUGAACAUCUCCAAUGUUCUUCGUUGCCACUCAUUCCAACCUAGUUCUAGAUUUACAAAGACACAAUGCAACUCCUUCUGUCCUUCCAUCACAGGAACUUAACUAAACAAAAGGUCAUUAUAUUCUUUAAGAAUGCUUUUCAAAAGAGAAAUGAUACACAUUAGUAAGACAAUCACUUAUAAUUGCUUCGGUCCCCAUAAGAAUUCAUACUAAAAAAGAAAGACGGAAUUUGGUGUGACCACUGAAUCAGUUGGAUCAUUUAAUUCUCAGUAAACCUGAAACCCAGAGAGGAUCUGAAAACACCACCUGUGACUCCAUGGGAACCGUCUAAGAGUAUUUUUUUAGAAACCAAAUUUACCAAAUAUGUUUGAAAACCUGAUGAGGUCAUUUGAUGAAAGACCAAAUUUACUGGUGUCACCAUGAUACAAGCUCAGUAAAAUAUCUAACAAAUAUCAUGUAAUGGUGCUGGUGCCAUCCCUUCACAAUACAACUAAAACACUGGUGAUUCACAAAAGCCAAACAGUGAGACACUACAAUCAGUGAGAAAAACACUAAAUAUUCACAUACUAUAUAUGACUUUCUGAUUGCUUUUUUCCAGAUAAAAACUAACAAGUUCACAUUCAAAAGUACAAAUGAUGUGUAGUAAAACCAGUACAGUCUUAGUUUGACCAUUUUUACUUUUCAGGACAUUAAAUUCUUGAUUCACAUUCCCUUUCUACUGUUUCACCCUCAGAGAAAAAAAGAAAACACUGUGAUACUAAUUUGUGCUAGUAAGUCUUUUCAACGGUUUGUUAUAAAUUUGGUUUCCUUUAACCUACUAGUACAAGUUCCUUUCAAAAAUAUUUCCACCAAUAUUUAACCUUCAAAUAUUCAUUAAAAAAGUUCUAAAUCUUAACUUUAAAAAUAUCUAAACCCAAAUGAAGAGGUGGUGUGUGAAAAAACUGAAACCAAAAGUGUAAAGCUGCAAUCGACCUGUUUGCCCAACGGAUAGCAGUAAAACGGACUUUCCUGACUCAAAUCGUUGGGUAAAUGUCAUAAAGGAAAAUGCUGCUUCCUUUAUUGAAGUAGCUUCUUAGUUUGUUUGCUAAGUUUAUUCAGAUCAAAACAACGCAGAACUUUCUAUAAUGAGUUUGUCACCCUUAAGUGCAAUUAUAAAAUGAUCUGAGAGGCUCAAAAAGCCAAUACAGUCGCUUAAACAACACUAUUUACCUACCAAUAAUCUGACUUCUCCCUGACCUAGAGUCCUCAAGCCUUUUGAACCUGAGAAUCAAUACCCCUGUUUUACAUAAUCCAUCCUUUUUGGAAUUGUUUGCCUUUCUGAUUAUUAAACUGAACAAGAGUUUAUAGACACAUAUACCAAAAAAAACUACAUUCAUUCUGGGCUCGGCAAUGCGCGUUUGAGCAACUACUUUCAAUUAAAAGUCUAUGUAAACUUGUGUAUUCCACAUUCAAAACUGUCAGAUUGACGCAUCACUUCUUAUGUUUUUAAGUCAGUUUUGGGGCUCUACGUACAAAACACACCGCCACUGACUGCAUGACAAAAGUCAAAACAGUUGAACUUUGACCAGUCAGGGACGUGGCUUUGGUAGUGUUGUAUGAGUGUCCUUUUCAAGACACAGAAGUGCCAACCUUUUGAAAAUGAAUCAGGAGAAAUUGAUAAUUGCGGUUUGUGCCCAGCCGGAAUGAAAUGACACCAAGGCCAAAUUUGAAUUCUUCCCCUACAUUUAGCCCUCCAAACGGAGAGUCAUGGAAAAAUAGUGGUCAUGUCCGAAUCCUCUCCCAAUCACUAUAUAGUGCGUUCGCCAUGUUCUAGUGCUGUCCAAAUCUACUAAUUCCAAAAUCCAGAGCACUCAAAAUUUUCCAGAAGGCUUUGCGACAAACUAGUGUGCAUCGAUGCUCACUAGAGUACCGAGUAUUGACCACAAUGCGUUUAAAUGUAAUAUUUGAAUAAACGAUUCACAUUUUCACCAUCAGAACACAAUGGAGUCAUAAAUAAACAUUAUGAAUUGUUCGUAUUUAUUGGAAUUUCACUUUGUUAAAUCAGUGACAUCAUAUCUGGUGUUUAGAAAAAUGAAAGAAAAGUAGUGAGCAUCGUGUCCGAAUUACCUUUAAAAUCUAUAUAGUCUCGCACUAUAUAGUUUUUUAGUGGUUAGGGGGAGAAUUCGGACACAACAUCAACCUUGGUCAACAAAAGGUCAUGUUAAAACAAAAAGCGCAUCCACUUGAAAAAAAAGCACUUCUCCAUGACACACCACAUCGCAGCUCGCCCUACCGUUGAAGGGAUACAGAACCCGAAGUCUAUUCACUCUACCCUUUAAAAAACCUAUUUCAGACACCCCUUUCCCUUCAGAUGCCCCUACAACUGGAGGGGUAGGGAGAACCCGUAUAUAUAUAUAGUAAGAAUUCAGCCCAAGUCUUUCAUAUAUUGAAAUAUAUGGAAAUAGAGUUGCAAAACAAAAAGCCUGGAGGAAGAUUUCCACCACCAAAUUUGAGUACAUAUGUUAAAAGCACGUUCAAAAACCAAUUUUUAGUGCAUUCUUGAACGUGUCAUACAUGCCCUAAUGUGUUUGUUGUGUUAGUUUCAUUGAACCGUACUUUGUGGUUAAGCAUUCUUUUGCAAAGUUCAAUUUGAGUAUAAAUAAACAUGGCACUUGAGGUCACUUCAGAACAAACUCCGUAAACAACACAACAGCAAGACUUUGCUCUUUUUACAAAUCAGAAUCAUGGGGUGCACUUAGUUUUUCCACACACUACUUCAACAAUUUGAUACAUAAAUAAUGAGACGGUCAAAUGUUUGCAUUUAAAUCAAUAAAAGGCCAUUUUCCUCAUCUUGUUGACACGAACGACCAGUCGGCGUUCUCUAAGUGCUUAAAGGUGGUUUUAAACCUUAGAUCUAAAAGAAGGCGUACUUUUUUUGUAUUAUUACUUCACAUGACCACAUAUAUAUGGAAAGGAUAACCGCACACAAAUACACACUUGUGCAGGCGGAGCAAAGAGCAGUGUUGAAAAAUGGAUGAUACAGAGUUUUGAUGGGAUCCAACAUCCCACUUCACUACAUGUAAGAUUAAUGAGGGAGGGGGGGCAACCAACACUACAUGGAACAUGUUGGUUCACAGAUGUGUGGCGUUUUCACAGUCGUUUGGCCUUCAAACAGGGUUCCCGGACAACAACUUUUAUGUAUCCGAUUAUGGUUUCUACUUUCAUACAGUAAUGGAAUGUAUUUUAGGCCAGUACUAAAGCCAUCUGGUUUCAAUUCAGUCAGUUCAAGAUGCAAAAAUUAGGGUUUCCUCAAACUUUAAUCUGAGUUUCAUAGUCUCAAACAACAGAUUUAGUCACCGAUUAAUUCACGGAUUAUCUGGCUUGACGCUUCCGUCUAGAACUGACUGACUUGACCGGAGUUCGGCCCACACCGCGGUAACUUUUCCUCACCUCUGAUAUUUCUACUACACUUUAUAAGUGUCUUCGUGUAAUGAGAUACUUCAAUAAAAACAGGAAAAAAAACACUAUUUUCUACAUCUGGAUGGAAAUCUUCAGGAGUGUUUCAACUGACGGGGAUGUGGAUUUCUAAAGCCUCUUUGGAAUCAGAGUGCUAAUCCAAGAUCACCACAGCUAGAGGCGCCUUCAAAGACCGAGACCCUCCCACACACGCUAGUUUAGGUUGAGGAAAACAUCAGGCUGGUCACUCAGCGGGUUUUUGUUUUCUACGGUCAUUUUUGUUCUCUCUGGAAGACGUCCUUGUACACAUCAAACAAAUCCACCCUGAUCUUGGAUGAGUCCUCUUUUGUGAAAACAGGAUCUGGAGGCAUUUUCUAGUGUGUGAUAUAUUGCUUAUAUAAAUAAAUAAUGUUUUGGUCAAGUCC